This is a messenger RNA of Octodon degus (degu), 679 nucleotides long. RefSeq names its product ER membrane protein complex subunit 6 (gene Emc6). Gene Ontology annotation, cellular component: endoplasmic reticulum; EMC complex; membrane. Bases 161 to 493 code for a protein of 110 amino acids. Gene Ontology annotation, biological process: protein folding in endoplasmic reticulum; autophagosome assembly. The transcript has 2 exons. Lineage: Eukaryota; Metazoa; Chordata; Mammalia; Rodentia; Octodontidae. The record is from RefSeq and is a predicted model, not a curated record.
CAUGCGCAUUCCAAUACCUCCCAGCAGCCUUCACAAAAAGAUGGCGCCGCGGGAAUCUCUACCGCUACCGGUGUGAGGGAACGCCGAGUGACUGUCUGUCCCCGUGUUUCAGUCCUGCGUCGUCCCCCAAGAAGGCAGAGGUUGAGGCCUGGUAGAUGAGAUGGCCGCGGUGGUGGCCAAGCGGGAAGGGCCGCCGUUCAUCAGCGAGGCAGCCGUGAGGGGCAACGCCGCGGUCCUGGAUUAUUGCCGCACCUCGGUGUCAGCGCUGUCGGGGGCCACGGCCGGCAUCCUUGGCCUCACCGGCCUCUACGGCUUCAUCUUUUACCUGCUUGCCUCCAUCCUGCUGUCCCUGCUCCUAAUUCUCAAGGCGGGAAGGAGGUGGAACAAAUAUUUUAAAUCACGAAGACCUCUCUUUACGGGAGGCCUCAUCGGAGGUCUCUUCACCUACGUCUUGUUCUGGACAUUCCUCUAUGGCAUGGUGCACGUCUACUGAAAUGAGGGCAGGGGUGACUUUUUAAGGAAAAACAAAAAACAGAUUGGGAAGACUGUCGUCAGAAGUUAACACCGUGUAGACUUAGUUUUUAAAUUGCUGAAUUUGCUGUUUGUUCUGUAAUCUUAUAACUUAUAUCUGAAGGCAGAGAGCUUGUAAUAUUCUUCAGAUUAAAUGAAGUGUGAGACA